UUGGAAAUAACAAGUUAAAUAUCUUAAUAAACUCUAGAUAUGGAUUAUUACCCUUUUAUAUUCUCUCUAUAUUAAGAUAUCAGUCAAUAUUUGUGUCGACUUGAAACAAAGGAUACAUUGAGUUGUUUAACAAAGACCUUAUUGUAGACAUAAUUUUAAUAGUAAUUAAAUUUCGUGUUGAAAUUUAUCAAUAUUAUACAAAAUGUAGUGUGAAGAUCCUUCAAUGUUGUAUCAAUUGGGAUUAUUAAACCUUUAAAAAAAGUGUGAUCCUUUGUGAUAGUUUGCUAAAACAACACCGGGAAGAGUGUGAUAUCCAUAUUAAAAGAAUUACAACUAAUUCAGAAUAGGAUUAACAGAGGAUAUUUAGUUAUCAAAAUAUCUUUGAGUUCGUGUUAAAUAACUUAAAUUCAAUUAAAAUUAUUGAAAAGCUAACAGCAAAAGAAAAAACUCGCGCAGUGUUAAUUUAACGAAAGUAAACAUUAUUUCAAAAUACAGUCAACAUUUUUUAAACUACAUACUAUUUUUCUUUGAUAAUGUCUUAGCACCGGAUGUGUGCAUUUCAUUUAAUAGACGAGUUCAUUUCAGAUGUAUGCACGCGAAAAAAAAUCGUAUUUAACCAGUAUAAUAAUGAAUACCUGCUCUUUUAAAGUGAAUUUCCAAUAUUGUGGUUCAGGUAAAUUCUGGACAAUUGAGCGUAUCGUAAUUCAUUGACUGACUGCAGUGAGCAGAGUUACAAUAUGAAUCGUAAAUAUUUAUUACUUAUUGGUGAAACAUGCAGGAAAUCUGGAUACAAUUCUAAAUAAACAAAUUUGUUGAAGAAAUAUAAACUUGUGUAACCAAAAGGACUUGAAACAAACGCAACAAGAAAUUAAAUAAACAAAUAAACUUUCAAAGAGACAUAAUCGGAAGUUUCAGUUGAAAUCAAGGAACUUCUAAAUAUAACCAAUAUGUUUUAAUUUGAUGUAACAUACAAAUUCAAUUAAAUGCCAUCUUACAAUAAGAUGGAUAAGUGACUGGAAUUAACUACAUGCGCGAAAAAGAAUGGGAUAUUAUUCGGAUCAAAUGAUCAAUUUGUGUAUUAAAAAACGAAAAGAUACCAAACAAAUAAAAACAAAUAACUAAAAAGUGUAUCAUGAUUUUAGAAAAAUAAAAUAAACCAGUACAUGCAAAAAUACCAUUUUAUAUGCAUUACUACAAAAGUUUGUAGUUUCCUUUCAAAACGUUAUAUUUUAGAUCGUUGAAACUGUGUUCAAAUAAAGAAUAUUAUAUAUAACUGAUAUAUCAGUUAAUACUAGUGUACAAUGGGAUGUUCACACUCAGUGUCGUACACAAAACAUUCAUACAAACAUUUUAAUGCACUAAGCUAUAGAAAGAAAGCACUGUUAGUGUUUAGUAUUAAAGGUCCAAUUCAACUGUCUUCAAAAGAGAGACAAAUAGUACGGCAGACAUGGCCAGCAUUGGUUAACGACUUGCAAGGAAAUGGACUACAACUUUUCCUGAGAAUAUUCGAACUUUGUCCCGAGGUAAAAGCUCUCUUCCAUGUGGACAACGUACGGCAUUCACAACUUGCUCGAAAUGUGAACAUAAAAGCGCACGGAAAACGUUUUAUUAGUGCUAUCGGAGCAGCUGUGGACAGUGUUGACGAAUUUGAUAAAGAAGACAACGAGUUCUUUAAGUUUUUGUUUAGCCUUGGACAACAGCAUCAAAGAUAUGCCGGAUUCCGGCCCGAAUAUUUUGAAAUAUUUCACGAAGCACUUAUGCGCCAAUGGGAACUGUGCAUGGGCAAUCAAUUUACGAAGGAGGUAUCCGAAUCAUGGAGUCAUUUGUUUGUUUAUCUAAUGGGAAAACUAAAAGAGGGAUAUCUUUCACACGCUGCUUCUUUUGAAGCUCAUUUGAAAAGUAAAAAUGAAAUGUAAAAAGUGCAUAUUUUAUCAUUUGAAUACCGGAUGUUCUAAACAAUGGAAUAUUGAAAUCUGUGAUAAAAAGAUUCUGAAUUGACAACAAAGUAACUCUGUGAUAAGAAUAAGCCGAAUGUUUGUAGUACUGUACAUACUCUUUAUCUAGAAAAUAUAUAUAUUUAUUUGAAUGCAAAUAUAUAUAAAAAAAAAUUAUUGUCUUAAGAAACGACGAAAAGUGCCAUUCAUUGAAACAUUCUCUUUCUUAUUCAUGUUUAUUUUAUCACUCUGUAUGUAACUAAAUUUGAUAUCUUGAGAUGUAUUUGUUAUUUGCCAAUGUUGAUUUGACACGUCAUGCUUUCGUAUAAAUUAAUGAAGACGUUGAAUGCAUAUACAAUGUAUGAUGAUAAAAUAUUGUAUUGUAUUGUAUUGAUAAGUUUACAGAUAUACUUAAGUGUUUCUAUUCUGUGAACAGCCAAUGCAACUAAACAGUUUGAUGCACAUUACUGACAUGCAAUGUAUAUCUAAAUGCGCUUUGAAUAAAUCUAACACUUUA
Ruditapes philippinarum (Manila clam) is the source of this 2451-nucleotide messenger RNA. Its product is annotated as neuroglobin-like. The record is from RefSeq and is a predicted model, not a curated record. The transcript has a single exon. Bases 1302 to 1916 code for a protein of 204 amino acids. NCBI's taxonomy places the organism in Eukaryota, Metazoa, Mollusca, Bivalvia, Venerida, Veneridae. Gene Ontology annotation, molecular function: oxygen binding; heme binding.